Molecule: messenger RNA, 3223 nt
Organism: Cornus florida
Lineage: Eukaryota; Viridiplantae; Streptophyta; Magnoliopsida; Cornales; Cornaceae
Exons: 14
Coding region: 466-2835 (789 amino acids)
Molecular function (GO): glycosyltransferase activity
Source: RefSeq, a predicted model, not a curated record
CACUCUUCACUUUAAUUUUUUUUGGGUCAACCGUCGUAAUUUGUUGAAUUCUGUUACGUGGUGUUCUUUGAAUUCGCGGAGAAGAAAAAUGCUUAUAUUCUUCUAUCUAGAUAAGAAAUUUUUGGGUUCUCACGAGAGAUUAUGAGACAUGAAGCACAUUUUAAUUAAGUUUUAUCCUCUUCUUUAGGAAAUUUAAAUGGUUUAUAUAUGAAUUAAGAAAUUUUCAUAGUUGCCCAUCAGGAUGUUUUUACAUUUUAUCUUUAAUGGAUUUGAUAUGCUGGGGUUUGAUUGUUCUAUGAAUUUUCAUUUUUUUUUUUAAUAUAUAUUCAUGUUUGUCUUUGCAUGGAUUUGGUAUUUUUAUUGUAGGUGUUUGAUGCUGUGUUUGGUACUUUUAAUUGAGCUUGAGGGGAAGGGUUUGAUGAGUUAGUGUAAAUUUAAAGGUUUAUUGAGAAGGGUUGUGGGAUUAUGUUCACUAUUCAGAAAUGGAAGUGCUCAUGGUCUCUGGUGGCAGCCAUUGCUUCAAUUGUGGCAUUGGUUUCAGUGGUUCAUCUAUUUUUGUUUCCUCUGGUGCCUUCUUUCAAUUACUUUAAUGCGCUGCAAGUUCAAAAUUCUUGUCUCCCAAUUAAUGGAUCAAUUAUUGGCGGCAAGGACAAUAUGUCGGUGCUUGAUUUAGAUGUUCGUUUUCCGUCUGACUUACACAAGGCAGUGGUUUACCGUAGUGCUCCAUGGAAGGCUGAGAUCGGCCGUUGGUUAUCUGGUUGUGAUUCAAUUACUACGGCAGUCAAAGUUGUGGAGAAAAUUGGUGGCAAGAGCUGCAAAAAUGACUGUAAUGGUCAAGGCAUUUGUAAUCGUGAAUUGGGUCAAUGUCGCUGCUUUCAUGGAUUUAGUGGGGAAGGAUGCUCCGAUAGACUGCAGAUGAACUGCAGUUUCCCAGGAUCAAAGGACCAACCAUAUGGUCGAUGGGUAGUCUCAAUAUGCUCUGCUUAUUGUGACACAACGAGAGCAAUGUGCUUCUGUGGAGAAGGCACAAAAUACCCAAACCGUCCUGUUGCUGAGGCAUGUGGGUUUGAAAUGAAGCUACCUUCUGAACCUGGCGGUCCAAUAUUGACUGAUUGGACAAAAGCUGAUUUGGACAAUGUUUUCACAACAAAUGGGAGCAAACCAGGGUGGUGUAAUGUGGACCCAGUAGAAGCAUAUGCCUUCAAGGUGAAAUUCAAAAAAGAAUGUGAUUGCAAAUAUGAUGGUCUGUGGGGUAGAUUCUGUGAAGUGCCUGUGCAAUGCACUUGUAUAAAUCAAUGCUCUGGCCGUGGGCAUUGCCGUGGUGGAUUUUGUCAGUGUGACAAUGGAUGGUAUGGAACAGAUUGCAGUAUUCCAUCUGUUUUAUCGUCCAUAAGAGAGUGGCCUGGAUGGCUUCGACCAGCUCAGAUUAAUGUUCCUGAUAAUGCACAACUCACUGGGAACCUUUUCAAUCUCAAUGCUGUGGUGGAAAAGAAAAGGCCCCUUAUAUAUGUUUAUGAUUUGCCCCCCGAGUACAACAGUCUUCUUCUUGAGGGACGACAUUUCAAGUUGGAGUGUGUAAACAGAAUCUAUGAUGAUAAGAAUGCUACAUUGUGGACAGAUCAGCUGUAUGGUUCACAGAUGGCACUCUACGAAAGUCUCCUAGCUAGCCCUUAUCGAACAUUAGAUGGUCAGGAAGCAGACUUUUUCUUCGUUCCAGUUCUUGAUGCCUGCAUUAUAACUCGAGCGGAUGAUGCACCCCACUUGAGCAUGGCGAAACACAGGGGCUUAAGGAGUUCUCUUACCCUGGAAUUCUAUAAGAUGGCAUAUGAUCACAUUGUUGAGCAAUAUAUGUACUGGAACCGCUCAUCAGGAAGAGACCAUAUUUGGUCCUUUUCAUGGGAUGAAGGUGCUUGCUAUGCCCCCAAGGAGAUAUGGAACAGCAUGAUGUUGGUUCACUGGGGUAAUACAAAUUCAAAGCAUAACCACUCAACAACAGCAUAUUGGGCUGACAACUGGGAUAGGAUUCCUUCUGACAGAAGAGGGAAUCAUCCAUGCUUUGACCCAGAUAAAGAUCUUGUGCUUCCAGCAUGGAAAGUUCCUGAUGUAGAUGCCUUAAGCUUAAAACUUUGGGCUACGCCUCGUGAGAAGCGGAAGAUACUAUUUUACUUCAAUGGAAAUCUAGGCCCAGCUUUUGAAAAUGGAAGACCAGAAGCCACGUAUAGUAUGGGUAUCAGGCAGAAAGUGGCAGACGAGUUUGCAUCUAGUCCAAACAAGGAAGGGAAGCUUGGGAAACAGCAUGCAGAAGAUGUGAUUGUGACUCCUCUACGUUCUGAUAAUUAUCACCAGGAUUUGGCCACUUCUAUCUUCUGUGGAGUUAUGCCCGGAGAUGGGUGGAGUGGUCGAAUGGAAGAUAGUAUUUUGCAAGGCUGCAUUCCUGUGGUUAUUCAGGAUGGGAUCUUUCUGCCAUAUGAGAAUGUGCUCAACUAUGAAAGCUUUGCUGUUCGUAUACGUGAAGAUGAAAUUUCGAACAUGAUAAGAAUUCUGAGGGGAUUCAAUGAGACGGAAAUUGAAUUAAGGUUGGCAAAUGUACACAAGAUCUGGCAGCGGUUUUUAUAUCGCGAUUCUAUAUUACUUGAGGCUGAGAGGCAAAAAAGUGCAUUUGGCCGGGUAGAGGAUUGGGCUGUAAAGUUCUUGCAAUUAAGUGAUGAUGAUGUCUUUGCCACAUUUAUACAGGUGUUACACUACAAGUUACAUAAUGACCCUUGGAGGAGGCAACUUGCUCAUCUGAAAAAGGAGUUUGGGUUACCGCGAGGAUGCUUGAUAAGAACCGACUGAGACUGAAGCAUGGAAUAUAAUAGGGAACAAGUUCCCUGAGAUUGUAAUAAUUUGGAGGUUCUUGAGGUAGAAAGAAGCAUACACCUUGAAGCUUGAGCACGAGCUGCGUUUGUCAUUUGCAGGAGACCUAGAUUGAAACACUUGUUGCACAGUUGGACUGAGUGCAUCAUCAGCAACCAGCCACACUGAAAGUCACAGUUCCUAUUGAUAUAUAAUUCCGUUGCCAAUUUUCCUGCAGAGGCCAAAAAAAGAUGCGAGCAUGUAUUUUUUUCUUUUAGAAAAUUAGUACAAAUGUAAGAUCAAAUUUGUUGCUCUUAGUAGAUUGUGUAUUCUUGGAAAGAACUUAUCCGGGAAAAAAAAAAAACCGAGACAGCAAUUUUUUCAUUAA